Molecule: messenger RNA, 740 nt
Organism: Phacochoerus africanus (Common warthog)
Lineage: Eukaryota; Metazoa; Chordata; Mammalia; Artiodactyla; Suidae
Gene: S100A10
Product: S100 calcium binding protein A10
Exons: 4
Coding region: 185-478 (97 amino acids)
Cellular component (GO): cytoplasm
Molecular function (GO): transmembrane transporter binding
Source: RefSeq, a predicted model, not a curated record
ACUAAGGCGCCCAGCCGGCGGCGCUCCGCUCACUGGCCGCGCGUCCCCGCCAGCCGAGCGUCCCCGCCGCGCCUCCUGCCAAGAGCCAAUCUCGGCCACUGCCAUCUGAAGCCCACUGCCAUCUGAAGCCAGAUCCUGACUGUGUCAGAAGAAAGGAGAAAAGGUUUCAACAGACCUCACGAAAAUGCCGUCUCAAAUGGAACAUGCCAUGGAAACCAUGAUGUUCACAUUUCACAAAUUUGCUGGGGAUAAAGGCUACCUAACAAAGGAGGACCUGAGAGUACUCAUGGAAAAGGAGUUCCCGGGAUUUUUGGAAAAUCAAAAAGACCCUCUGGCUGUGGACAAAAUAAUGAAGGACCUGGACCAGUGCCGAGAUGGGAAAGUGGGCUUCCAGAGCUUCUUUUCGCUAAUCGCUGGGCUCACCAUCGCAUGCAAUGACUAUUUUGUAGUACACAUGAAGCAGAAGGGAAAGAAGUAGGCAGCACUGAGCAAUCAUGCCGCCCUGAUAAGAAUUCUCACAAAGGGUCGCUUAAGGAAUCUGCCCCCCCCCAGCUUCCCCCUGUAUAAGGAUUUCCUGAGCAGACUGGGACCCUUAGAAAGUGUACAAAUAAAACCCAACUCUGCUUUGAGAAGCAGAGAAAGACAAGUCAAUUAAACCCAGAUAAGCUUUUGAUUUUUAUAUUGCUUGCAUCCUCUUACCCUCAAUAAACAAAUUUCCUUUUUUAGUUCUGAAUUUGAAA